CACUGCAUUAAGCAACAUACCCAGAUAAAUCUAUAUAUACUACAACUACAUAUGCAUAUUUCAUUCCAUAUUUCCAACUUCAAAACCUCUUAAACCCUUCGUUACGUACUAUAACAAAACAGUAACUUCGAUCAUCAUGAAUCACUUCAAUCAGCAAGAAGCCCCUGUAUCAUAUCCACCACAGGUUCAGGCCUAUUCUUCAGCUCCAUAUGUUAAUGCCCCACCACCUAUGGGAUAUCCUUCCAAGGAUCAACCUGCAGCUGUGGGGUACCCUCAACAGAGGGUUCCAGAAGAAACCACGACCAGAGGAGAUGGGUUUUGGAAAGGAUGUUGUGCUGCUUUAUGUUGCUGCUGGAUCCUGGAUUGUUGCUUCUGAUUCAAUCAUCGCACCAUUUUUUUAGUCAUUGCGAGUUUCCUGUAUUGUAUUCUUUGUAGUGUAAGAAUAAGGAUCUUUGUCCUCUACAGGACACACAUGUAUUUUUUAUCCAUUUGGUGAAUGUCGUUCUUUUAUGUUGUA
Molecule: messenger RNA, 517 nt
Organism: Vigna umbellata (rice bean)
Lineage: Eukaryota; Viridiplantae; Streptophyta; Magnoliopsida; Fabales; Fabaceae
Product: protein CYSTEINE-RICH TRANSMEMBRANE MODULE 9-like
Cellular component (GO): plasma membrane
Source: RefSeq, a predicted model, not a curated record